Messenger RNA from Cyclocybe aegerita, 330 nucleotides. The record is from the annotation of a GenBank genome assembly. Lineage: Eukaryota; Fungi; Basidiomycota; Agaricomycetes; Agaricales; Hemipholiotaceae.
AUGUUCCGUUUGGUUGCCAUCCACUAUCGUCCAGCCACUCUUACAAGACUUUAUCACUCAACCUCAUCGCUCAGGAUGCCAGGACCAUUCGUACCUGCUGACUGGAAGAUCAUUGAAACCAGUCCCAGCGGCCUCGAACGCACCUUCACCAACGCAAAGACAGGACAGAGCACCUGGUAUACCCCUGAGGGUAUGACCGCUGCGGAGAUCUUCGCCAUUCCCGGUGCGAAGAAGUACUGGUCCACUACUGCAGACGUCGAAGUGUACAUCGCGAAGAUGGCCGCGGAGAAGGCCAAGUAUGGUGGUGAAGAUAUUGAUUCAAGUGCAUGA